CUAGCCUAGCCUAGCCUAUAUCCAGCAUGAAUGAAUGGAAGCUCCAUCGAACAUUCCGCCGACCGAGGCAUUGCGUGUGCCGGAUUUGGCCGGAGGAAAGAGCGGUGCAAGCGCGUGACGGCCCGUGUACGGGCCGAUUGGCGAUCGUAUAUGGUAUCUAAUCAGUAAUGCCCGACCCGUCCCCGAGAAUAGCUACAGUACAUGAGGACAAGACAGACGGAAAGCCGGUAGAAGGGCCGAUGGCAUGGAGAUCGCGUGCCAGAGCGAGGUCGUGGAGGCGGUAUAUGUACCGUCUCCGGAGUUGGUGAGGAAGAACGGUGAUGGUUUGGUUUUUGAUGGGUUGUACGUGGAGGGGAGAUGGAGAUGGAUAGAGAUAGGUAUUCGAUUCGCAUGUUAUCUACAGCAUUCUCACAUUAAACCUGCUAAAGAAGAGUAUAGCAUACAUACAUACACACCUUCUCCAAAACCUACCUGCCAAAGUACCCAGUACAUACCUACCUACCCCAACCCACCCACGCAUCCCAAAACCCGGUAUCAUCAUCAUCCAUCCAUCCCAAUCCAUCCAGAGCACACACCAUCCUCCACACCUCCCUCCCCCUCAACACCACAACCACAACCACCACAGUCUCAUGCUCACCAAGCCCCAUUGGCCACAGCCCCGCCACAGCGCGCAUUUCCCACUCCCCCGAAACAGCCUAUGUCCACCCCUCGAAAUGCCUCUUGUGUCGCGAGUACCGGUCCUGUCAGAACGUGUACAUGGAGGUACAUGAUGUGUUGUAAUUAAUUAGUACUUUUUGCAAUCGUCUCUCUCUGUCUCGCUAGAUGGCUUGAUAACUGGAUAGCUGAGAUAGCUAAAAUAGCUAUAUAGAGAUCGUGGGUCUUCCUUCCGCCCCUUGCUUUGCUUCGCUUCGCUUGAACAGGAGUAAGUACCCGGUUCCGCGCGCGCGCCCCGGGUCGUUGGUGCU
Molecule: messenger RNA, 965 nt
Organism: Pseudovirgaria hyperparasitica
Lineage: Eukaryota; Fungi; Ascomycota; Dothideomycetes; Acrospermales; Acrospermaceae
Exons: 1
Coding region: 245-784 (179 amino acids)
Source: RefSeq, a predicted model, not a curated record